GCGCGUGUCCCCAUCAUGGCGGCGCCCCGAGGAGCCGCGGAGCCGCCCGCUGGGGCCCUGUGCGGGGACUACGUGGUGGGGCAGGUGGUCGGCAGCCUCUUCUCAGGUGGGGCGGCGGCGGUGCGGCCCCUGGCGGGUCUGUUCCGUGCCGCCGCCCCGCCGCCCGUGUUGGUGGCCGUGCCCAGGGAAAAUAAGAAAAGAAAGCGUACAGAAGCGGAGAAGGUGUCAGAGGGACAGAGCUCUUCUAUCAGAGAAGAACCUCCUAAGAAAGUGAAGAAAACCAGAAAGAAGGAGCUUUCAAAAGCAGAGGAGAAGUUGGCAAAGAGGGAGAGUGCUUUAGAACAGGCAGAUGAAGAUGAAGAGCGAAAACUGUUUCAGAGCAAAGCGACAAAAAAACGGGCUUCUCGUGCUGUCGCCAAGAGUGAUGUCAAUUCAGGUACAGGCAGAACUGUAAAACAAGAGAAGAAAAAGAAUGAGGCUGAAGAAAUGAUUAAAAACAAAAGAACGGUGUUUGUUGGAAAUCUGCCUGUCAACUAUACUGCUCAGAUGCUGAAGUCUCUUUUCAAAGAAUAUGGACAAAUAGAAUCCAUUCGAUUCCGUUCGGUGGUUCCAGCAGAAGUUGCUUUAUCCAGAAAGUUAGCAACCAUAAAGCGUAAGAUUCAUCCUAACGUGAAGUACAUUAAUGCUUAUGUUGUAUUUAAAGAAGAACAUGCUGCUGUUAAGGCUCUAAAAAAAAAUGGAACAGAAGUUGCUAGUGGAUUUCACAUCAGAGUUGACAGUGCAUCAAAAAACAGUCUGCAUGACAACAAGCGAUCCGUAUUCUUGGGAAAUCUCGCAUAUGACAUCAGUGACAGCGCUGUGCGAGAGCACUUUGCUGACUGUGGAGACGUAGUGGCGGUGCGAAUUGUGCGCGACAGACAGAGCGGCAUGGGGAAAGGCUUUGGCUACGUUCUGUUUGAGAAUACAGAUGCUGUACAUCUCGCUCUGAAGCUCAACAACUCUGACCUGAUGGGACGAAAACUCCGCGUGAAACGCUGCUCUGAGAAGGGCAAAGCCCCACAGAAAAGCACCACCAGUCGGUCUCAUGGCCCUAAGGCCAGAGCUCAAACCACGCUGAAAAACAAGUCAGGCUCUCAUGAUUCAUUUGUUGGCGAAAAAGCAAAUCCAGCCAAAAAGAGCACCAAGCCCAAAAGACUGAAAAGCAUUACUAAAAAGAAAGGUGGGAAAAACAAAUAGCCUUUUGAACAGCUAACCCAUCUAUGUAAAAAAGAAAAAAAAAAAAGAAAAAAAAAAGUUGGUUCUUUUUAAUAAAGCCGAUGAAUACAAGGGC
Messenger RNA from Meleagris gallopavo (turkey), 1330 nucleotides. NCBI's taxonomy places the organism in Eukaryota, Metazoa, Chordata, Aves, Galliformes, Phasianidae. The record is from RefSeq and is a predicted model, not a curated record.